This is a messenger RNA of Pocillopora meandrina, 3225 nucleotides long. NCBI's taxonomy places the organism in Eukaryota, Metazoa, Cnidaria, Anthozoa, Scleractinia, Pocilloporidae. The record is from the annotation of a GenBank genome assembly.
GGGGGUGUGGAUGUGCGUUUCACCCAGGAACCUUCUGAUCCAAGCUACUUUAACAAUGGUACUGAUGCCAACCUGGUGUGGGACUACACUGACCCACAUAAUAUCGUUCAGAGCAUUAUCUAUAGUGUUCUGGUAGAUGGUAUAUUUGUCAGAAUGAUAGUUAAUGAGAGUCGUGGUGUCCAAGAACAUCCUAACAUUCCUCCAUCUUACAAAGGACGAGUUAAAAUUGAAGGAAGAGCUACCCUGGUUAUUAAGAACAUCAACCCUGAAGACAAUACCAAAUUUAGAUGUGAACUCAUUGGAAGCUUUAUCAACAUUUUUCAAAGUACAAUGCUGCUUAUUGUGGCAGGUAUGUAUUAAAGAAAUAACCAUACAUAAUCAAACAUAAAUCAAAUGCAUCCAACUCAUAACUCUCAUAUUUCUGAUCUCUUACUUCUGGAGAAAAUAAACAAUAGCAUCAAUUUGCGCAAAAUUUAUAUGCAGGGCUGAAAGUGGCUUGCUAACUGGACCUUGGGAAAAAUAAUGCUACUUUAGCAUACAACACCACACUCCUAAAAGGAUAAAACAUAUUCUACAAUUCAGUUUACUGUUUCUUAUCAAUAAGAAAUCAAAUACUUAUCAAAGAUUUAUUACUUUAUACUUCUGGCACCAACUACUGGGUUGCUCUGUUAUGCAUAGAUAACUAUUAUUAAUAUGAGUACUGAGAUGUUCUCUCAGCAAAGCUGUCACUUACAAGUGGUCAGUCAAAAGUAGAAACAAUGCAACUGGUUGUACGAUUUUGCUGAAUCAGUGAAGGAAAAUAUGAAAUGAGCAAUCACAGGCAGCAUGUCAAAUUGAUUUGGUGUGAAGAAAGUGGCAUUGCUUUUGAAGUCACUUAAAGGGACUUGCCAAGAGAGUGAAAGUCGCAUUAAGCCAUUUGCUGCUCUCUGAGGAUUAUGAUCUUCAAGGUUCACAGAUGUAAGUUUAGUCAACAGAAUGGUGACUUACUCAAGUAUGUCCUAAAACUAAGGAGGGAUUCGAGACUUGGAAAAUUUGCACAUGGAGGAAAACUUUCUUAAAGUUAUGGUAGCAGUAAACCAACAAAGUCUAUAAUCCAAGCUCUUUAUGCUCUUUGAAAGACGCCUCGCAUGCAUGCGAACAGAAAAAAUUUCAAUGAUGAUCAACGUGGCAAGUUAGGGUUGCUGUUCUUAGCAGAUGCUGUUAUUCAUGGAGGUCAGUUCAAUAGCUCUAAUUUUAAUGCUGACUUUGGAUGCUCCACUGAGAAACUGGCUGAAUUCCACAAAGAGCUCCGAGCGACUAAAAGUAUCUAAUUUCAAUUUAGAGUAUGAAACACUUUGUAAGCUUAUGCAACCUAAAACUUUUCACGUAUAAAACGGAAGCGAAAUGUUAAUUGAACAGACCUUUUAAUCUUCUCUCAGGGUGUUUUACCUUUCAUAUAGUAUCUUGGGUAUCCUGACAACGUUAAGUACAUGAAAACGAGUGUGACAUUAAGUAUGUAACCUCUUGGUCAUUUGUGAUAUCUCAAUACUCAUGUACAAUUUACUUCAUUGUUUGCUUGAACGAUUUCAUUCAAUGGUGGAGAAAAAUUAAAACUCACUGUUUACUGUUUUUUAUCGUCUGCGACUCGUGACUAAAAAAAUUUUUGUGCUUACCAGCCAUUACAUAAUCUUCUCCCUUUCCUUGUCAAUGUACAGCUUUGUGACAUCUGAUUAAAUCCACUCCCUGACAUAUAUCAUUUGCAAGUAUUGAUAUAUCUGCAAAGUAUUGCUUAACAUAUGAUUUCAAAACUUAAAAACAAAUGGAAAAAGGAGAAGGCUCUUAGAAGAUGUAAUGGAUAGUCUGUCUUCUUUCAUCUCUACCAAAAUGCUGGUUGUCAUGUACAUGUAGAUUGCGUUUGGACAAAAGUUGUGGCAUAAAGAAUGGGAUCUAUUAUGUAAAUAGAGAAGUGUGUUAGUGACUUAGAUUCUCGUUUGACCAGUUUGACAGCUAUUCACUCCCUAGUUCUCUUCUGUCUGCCAGCCCCAUAUCCAAGAUGUCCCAUGCGCUUUCAAUAGUUUUGCAGGUUUUGACUUAGUGUGUUACCCAUGAUCCUUUUGGUUUUGGGUUUCGAAAAAAUUUCAUCUUUAUCCUUACUAUAUUUCAUCUUCAAGUGAUUAUGGCAUAGAGUCUUCCAUGUUUAGCCAAGUAGAACAAUUAAAUUUAGCCUACAUCCUAAGGUUUCUGCUAUUUUACUGCGAUGACAUUGAUGAGGCUAAUGCUCCCACGGUUUCUGCGAUUUGAAGACAGUUGAGUUUUUUUGUUCCUUUUGAUAGGUUAAUUUCAGUUCUCUGGGUUUAGGAUGUCUUCAUUAGAUCAUUUGUCAGACCAAGUUCUAAGUUAGGUGUGGCUCAAUUGGCUCUGUUCCUAUUUGUUUGUGCAGCAGCAAAAAAUUGAAAAAAAAAGGGAGAAGUGUAGAAGCCAGGGUCCUUAGCCUAAUUUAGCCUGUAAGGAAGUUUUCCAGUCGCUAGCAUCAACAGGUUAACUUGUAAUGAAUGAAGUUUGAGCCUCCCUCAACUAGUUGGUUGUUGAGGAUAACUUGCUGGAUACUUUUGUUUUUGUUUGGAAAUUGGAUAAAUUUUAAGACUCAUUCCAAGUAAGAUUUGCUACGCCAUAUGAAGAACGUUAUAAUCUUUUUUUUUACCUUUCAGAGGCACCACGGAUAUACCUCUCUCUAGGAGGAAAAUAUUUCAUUGAAGGAUCCCCUGUCACCGUAGCCUGUACAGCUUCUGGGAAACCACCGCCGGAUGUAGCAUGGAUUAGACAUGGAGUACUGGAAAGUUCAGGGAAGAAAUCUGCGUCCUUAACCCUACUUCUGCUGGUUAAAAAACGCACAAAUUUGUCCACAUUCAGUUUUUAAUUCAUAUCUCAACAAAUAUUUACAGGAAUAACACCUACAAUAUGUCAUUUUAAAGUGUAUAAAAUGGGCUUCUCAGGAAAAAAAUUCAUCAUUGAAACCCAGGACUUUCCUAAAAAGUAAAAUUUAAAACACAAAAUAAGUAAGACAUAGUGUAAAACUUGAGGUCAAAGUCACUUUUCCUCACAGGUAUAGGUUACUUAAGAUUAAUUGAUAGCAGAAGUUAAUUAAAGUUCGAUAAUAUAAACAGAAGAGAUGCAGGACAAUAUACAUGUCGAGCCAAUAACUCAGUGGACGUCACUUCCAUUGACACAAAAAUUGUAGUUUACUGU